GUCCUAGCUUCAAAUCCAGUCCUCUCAAUGAACCAGUCUUUGGUGCUAGAAGCAACGAAUUACCACCUGACAUCGAUGACUUCCAAUUCCUCCCUCUUUAUUCCGACCCCUGGCAUGGACUCGGAUUAACAGAUAUCGACUUCACGCUACCUUUCGACCUUGGAUUCCACGAGAGACUCGGGCAAGAUGUGAUGGCACCAGUAGAAGAUUCUCUAGGCUACCAAGAGACUUAUUCUUCCUUUGACUAUAGAUCGCGCUCGCCUCUUUCUGUGACACACCCUUUACCUAUCGAGGUCGCUGUAGCGGAGAAUCUGAAUCCAAAUCCUGAUCUUAAUUUUGCUGCACCUAUCCCGUUGCUAGAGGUCGGCAUACGCGAGCCUACAACUCCAUGGGACAGCUUCUGGUCUAAAGAAUCUCCAUCAGCUUCCUCUACAUUUAUAUCGCAGCCCUCGCCAAAAUCUCGAAUCAACUCCAUCUCCAACACUCCCGGUUCUCCUUCCAUGUCCCCAAUCCUCUGUUCUUGGGAGAAGUGUGGCAAAACUUUCUUCACCAACUCCGAUUUGAACCAUCACCUCAAAUCCCACACCAAGCCCUUCCACUGUCCGCAAUGCCCGCCCCAGCAAGCUACCAAAAGACUUCUGCAUCGCCACAUCAACGGGCGCCACUUCAAUACCGAGAAGUAUUACUGAACUGUUGAUGGCUGUAAUCGGAGUAUGCAUGGCGAUCUUGGAAAUGGAGGUCGGCACUUCACUCGUGAGGAGAAUUGUAGGCGGCACUUGAGGACGAUUCACGGGAUAUCUGGGAUGGGAGAGGAGCCGGGCGUGGAGAUCGACAGACACGCAAAGGAAGGAGGAGAAAGCGAAGUGGUGGAUAUGGAUGAGGUGACUAAACGGAUCAGGAGGGAGAGAAAAUUUGGGAGAAGGAAAGCUGGAUAGAGGGUGUAACACACAGACGUGUUUUAUAGUAAACUAUAAUUACGAU
Molecule: messenger RNA, 981 nt
Organism: Mollisia scopiformis
Lineage: Eukaryota; Fungi; Ascomycota; Leotiomycetes; Helotiales; Mollisiaceae
Exons: 2
Coding region: 501-689 (62 amino acids)
Source: RefSeq, a predicted model, not a curated record